UAUUGUCGUUAGGCGUUUACAGCCGGAUGAUAAUUGGGCAAGCACCGGUCUCAUCAUGGCGAGGCACCUUCGCUUCAUCGCUCGGACGGUGAUGGUCCAAAACGGGGACGUGGAUGCGGCGUACAAGACUUUGAACAGGCUCCUGACUCAGGAUGGCAUUGUUGACACAGUGAAGCGCAAACGAUACUACGAGAAGCCCUGCCGAGAGCGACAGCGAAAGAACUUUGAGAACUGCAGGCGUAUAUACCACACGGAGAUGGCCAGAAAAAUUGCCUUUAUCUCCAGGACAAACAGAGAAGAUCCUUGGCUCGGCUGCUAGGGACGUGGAGUGUGUUGGAAAAAGGCUGAUGGACUGGAUGAACACAAUGCCACUGCCUCGACCAAAAGGACUCGGCAGAUACAGACAAAAGUGGUGUUUAUGUUGUCACAUUGUGAACAGAAAAGAUGUGAUUUCAUUGUCUCCGUUUUGAACAUUUCUAAUAAAUUAAUGACACUUAGGA
Messenger RNA from Archocentrus centrarchus (flier cichlid), 500 nucleotides. It is a transcript of the gene mrps21, whose product is annotated as mitochondrial ribosomal protein S21. Gene Ontology annotation, molecular function: structural constituent of ribosome. The transcript is spliced from 2 exons. Bases 56 to 319 code for a protein of 87 amino acids. Gene Ontology annotation, biological process: translation. NCBI's taxonomy places the organism in Eukaryota, Metazoa, Chordata, Actinopteri, Cichliformes, Cichlidae. Gene Ontology annotation, cellular component: ribosome. The record is from RefSeq and is a predicted model, not a curated record.